AGUAGUAUAUUAACUUGAUGGAUCUGCCUUGAGAUUCAGAAGUCUACUCUACUGCAUCAAAGAAAGAGAAAUAAACUAGAGAAACGGAAAAUGGGUCUUCAAAAUUUGAUGAAUGGGUUACUAUUGAUUUACUUUCUGUUCAUGGUGAUUGUAACUCCACUGUUUGAUUGUCAAAGUUGUUUACCAAGUAAUUUGUUUCCGGAUGUCCUUAUUGAUAUGAACACAUGGUAUGCUAAUGAACAUGGAGAUUAUUUGAGUAUCGAGAAACCUCAUUUCUUUGUUGGUCUCAUUUGGCUUGAGCUCGUUGUAAUGUGGCCUCUAUGCAUUGCCAAUUUCUACGGGAUCUUCGCAAGUAAAUCGUGGGUGAAAAAGACCUGCUUGAUCUAUGGAGUCAGUACCGCUACAUCCAUGGUUGCAAUUCUGUAAGAAAUGAUUAGGUCUUCAAGGGCUACUUCUACACUAUUGAGCAUUUACGUACCUUUCCUGGGGUUUGCUCUAAUUUCGGUCCUUAAUGGUCUGAUUCCAUAUUCAUCAUCAGUUAAUGUCAUGAAAACCUCUGCAAUGAAAGGAAAAAAGAGGGCUUAGAUGUGGAGCUUCAUAUUCACUUUCUUAAUGUUAUUGUUGUCCUUUAACGUUAAUCGUAUAUUCUGAUUAACUAUUCAAUUAUUUCACCACUUUGAGUAAAGACAUUCAAUCAAAAUCUACUUCUCCUC
Molecule: messenger RNA, 713 nt
Organism: Papaver somniferum (opium poppy)
Lineage: Eukaryota; Viridiplantae; Streptophyta; Magnoliopsida; Ranunculales; Papaveraceae
Product: sigma intracellular receptor 2-like
Exons: 2
Coding region: 91-426 (111 amino acids)
Cellular component (GO): endoplasmic reticulum
Source: RefSeq, a predicted model, not a curated record